AUGGCGGAGGGGUCACGUCUUGGGAACCUGCUAGCGAGAUGUGUUGAUGAUGCUUCUGCCGCUACCAACAAACGCGCACCUCAUGCACGCAAGAAACGGAAACGUACGAAGGAUCCGGAAGCGAACAAUCUGUCCGUCCACUCUGCUGGGGAGAACAUACCGCUUCUUCGAGAGGACGAGGAUAAUGCAGUGCUGAAGGAACAUCAAGAAGGGGAGAUCGAGGAAGUCGUGGCGGUUGUGGAGCGACUUGUAGCAGACGCAGGAUCAGGUGCGUUCAGUCAACAGAAAGAUUGGUACUCGUGA
Dacryopinax primogenitus is the source of this 303-nucleotide messenger RNA. RefSeq lists its product as uncharacterized. The coding region runs from base 1 to 303 and encodes 100 amino acids. The record is from RefSeq and is a predicted model, not a curated record. The transcript is spliced from 2 exons. NCBI's taxonomy places the organism in Eukaryota, Fungi, Basidiomycota, Dacrymycetes, Dacrymycetales, Dacrymycetaceae.